Molecule: messenger RNA, 309 nt
Organism: Monoraphidium neglectum
Lineage: Eukaryota; Viridiplantae; Chlorophyta; Chlorophyceae; Sphaeropleales; Selenastraceae
Exons: 4
Coding region: 1-309 (102 amino acids)
Cellular component (GO): nucleus; cytosol
Molecular function (GO): DNA binding
Source: RefSeq, a predicted model, not a curated record
AUGAGCCCAGAGGAGGCAGAGGAGCAGGAGGCCAAGAAGCAGGCGGCUGAGGACCAGAGACGCGCCAUGCUGGUGGCGGUGAUGAUGCCCGAGGCGCGGGAGCGGCUCGCACGCAUCGCGCUGGUAAAGCCGGACAAGGCCCGCAGUGUCGAAAACAUGAUUCUUGGCGCGGCGCAGCGCGGAGCCAUCACCGAGAAGGUCACCGAGGAGCGAUUGAGAGGCAUGCUGGAGCAGCUGAGCGAGCAGGCCAGCAAAUCGAGCAAGAUCACGAUCCAGCGGCGGCGGCCCAUGUUUGAGGAGGACGACUGA